AUGACCGAGAUCCAGACCAGGUCGAUUCCUAUCCAUCCUAGGAAGAUGAGAGGGAUGAAGGAAGAAUGGAUGAGAAUCUAUACUCCAAUAGUUGAGAUAUGUAAGAUCCAAAUACGUAUGAACAUUAAGGGAAGGUGUGUGGAAAUGAGGACAUGCGAACAUACAGAGGACCCAUCCUACUUGGAGAGGUCUGCACAGUACAUUGAAGCUGUGCACAUUGGAUUUCCCAUUGAGGAUGCAAUUGCAAUACUUAAGUUUAGUGAUGUGUUCUUGGAUCGUUUUGAGAUAUCUGAGGUCAAGACACUAAGAGGGCUGCACAUUGAGAGGGCCAUUGGAAGAAUCAUAGGCAGGGAAGGAAAGACAAAGAAUGCCAUAGAGGAGUUUAGCAGAUCAAAGAUUAUUGUCCAGGAUCAAAUGAUACAUCUCCUUGGGACAAUUGAAAACACAAGAAUAGCAAGGGAUGCAGUAUGUAGACUCAUAAUGGGAUCACAGCCAGGAAGUAUCUUCAAUAGGCUACGGAUUAUCAACUCGAGGCUCAAGGAGAAGUAUGGGGGGAUUCAGACAAUAUAUAACGAAUUUGAGAAGAGAUAA
Encephalitozoon romaleae SJ-2008 is the source of this 591-nucleotide messenger RNA. Its product is annotated as putative RNA-binding protein. The record is from RefSeq and is a predicted model, not a curated record. Bases 1 to 591 code for a protein of 196 amino acids. Gene Ontology annotation, cellular component: nucleolus. The transcript has a single exon. Gene Ontology annotation, molecular function: RNA binding. Lineage: Eukaryota; Fungi; Microsporidia; Unikaryonidae.